ACAUCAAUAGGUGUUCUUGGGGACUGGUCAGAGCAGGUUUGACUUUUUCUCGUGGAAGGCUUGACAGCAUAAAGUAAAACUAAGUCAAUUUUUUUUUUUUUCUCUCUCAACUGAUUUUUAGUAAAUCACAGACUCAGACACAGGACUCAACGGUAUAUUCCUGGAAGGCAAGGCAGUAUAAUGGGCACCACACUGUUUUUCCUCAUCGGGGUGUUACUCGUAACAGAUAGUGCAUGGACUCAAAGCGUGAGACAGCCCUAUGAUGUGUACGAACCAGAGGACUGGUCUGUGCAUGACUUCAGUUGUCCCAGUGAAUGCUUCUGCCCUCCCAGUUUUCCUACUGCUUUGUACUGUGAAAAUCGAGGUCUCAAAGAAAUUCCUGCUAUUCCUUCAAGAAUCUGGUAUCUCUACCUUGAAAACAACCUGAUAGAAACCAUCCCUGAGAAACCACUUGUGAAUGCCACCCAGCUUAGAUGGAUCAAUUUAAACAAGAACAAAAUAACCAACUACGGAAUUGAGAGAGGAGCCCUAAGUCAGCUGAAGAAGCUGCUUUUCUUAUUUCUGGAAGACAACGAGCUGGAGGAAGUACCUUCCCCACUGCCAAGAAGUUUAGAGCAAUUACAGUUAGCUAGAAACAAGGUGUCCAGAAUUCCUCAAGGGACCUUCAGCAACCUGGAAAACCUGACCCUUCUGGAUCUACAGCACAAUAAACUGUUAGACAGUGCCUUCCAGAGGGACACCUUUAAGGGACUCAAGAACCUCAUGCAGCUAAAUAUGGCCAAGAACGCCCUAAGGAGCAUGCCGCCACGACUGCCAGCCAAUACAAUGCAACUCUUCCUGGAUAACAAUUCCAUUGAAGGAAUACCGGAAAAUUAUUUCAACGUCAUCCCGAAAGUGGCCUUCCUAAGGUUAAAUCACAACAAAAUAUCAGAUGCAGGCCUCCCAUCGAGAGGUUUUGAUGCGUCGUCUAUUCUAGAUCUGCAACUGUCUCACAAUCGACUCACAAAGUUUCCUCGAAUCAGUGCCCGCCUGCAGCAUCUGCACCUUGACCAUAACAAAAUUAAAAGUGUGAAUGUCACUAUGAUAUGUCCUACUCCUACCACACUGCAUGCAGAACAAGAUGUUUUCCUUCAUGGACCUCAACUGAGCUACCUCCGGCUGGAUGGAAAUGAAAUUAAACCACCUAUCCCAAUGGAUUUAAUGACAUGCUUCAAGCUUCUUCAGGCUGUCAUUGUUUAAGUACAUCUUUAGCAAUUCCAGAAUGAGCUUUUAAAUGAGCUCAAAUUUCCAUCUGCUCUUGGCCGCCAUUUUCAUGUGUGCAGCUUAUUUUUUUUCUGUAUACAAACGUGCUUCUGUGCUUCUGCCAGCGGCAUCCAGUGCAACUUGUAUUAAUUUGCUUCCCAAUUAAUAAAUCAGACACAGAGUUAAGGUAUUUUAUCAACUCAAAGAUAGUUAUUGUGUUUCUUUUACAGCUGAUUAAUAUCAAGAAAUACAUUUACAUUAUGAAAAUGAGGACAUAUUGUAUGUUCAAAAUUAAUUAUGUGGGUGCUAUAUUUACAGUAUAAAUACAGGAAUCAAAGCUGAUGUAGGAAGAUUGGGAGCAAAUGAAAUUUUUCUUUAUUGUGAUUAUGAUGAAACAUAUGCAGAUUGCUGAAUGGACUUGGAGCAUGCAAUUUUGGCGUUUAACUGAAGAAUGGGUAUGAAAUGACUCCAGUACUUCACGAAAAGGGAUAUUUUGUCCUUUAAUACUGAAUAACAAAGCAGAGGACAUCUAAAAUUCACCAUUAUUUUAUAACUGUUUCUCUUAGACAUAGAAUACUAUGUUUUCUAGCAAUUAAAGGGGUUCAAAAUUUAACAUUUAUUACAAAGCCUUUCUCACAGUCAUGUUUUAACACUUGGAAUUGCAAAUUAUUCAAUUCUUAUUUUGCUCUUGAUUUUUGGAUUUUAUAAGUAAGGGGACCAAAGGCUUUUUAACAAAUCAAAUAAAAUAUAUGUUUUGAAAAAAUUACUCUCAAGUUUUAUUUAGGGACAUAUAAUAACAAAAAGUGCCAUACUAACAGUUAUUUGGAUUUUUCUAGUAUGAAUAUAUGGAAACAUGUUUUUUCUAGCAUAGUUUUCCUUAUUCUUCCUGUAAACAUAGGGGAAAUAUUAUAUUCUUCUUAUUUUACAUACUGUUUCUCGUGAGUUAAAAAAGUAACCCAGUGUGUCAUUAUGUAAUAAAGUAUACUUAAACCUGCUAGUUUUGUAACAUAUGUGCUAUUAACAAUAAAUAUUCCAGAGAGAUUAA
Chinchilla lanigera (long-tailed chinchilla) is the source of this 2287-nucleotide messenger RNA. RefSeq names its product keratocan (gene Kera). The record is from RefSeq and is a predicted model, not a curated record. Gene Ontology annotation, molecular function: protein binding. The transcript is spliced from 3 exons. Bases 181 to 1239 code for a protein of 352 amino acids. NCBI's taxonomy places the organism in Eukaryota, Metazoa, Chordata, Mammalia, Rodentia, Chinchillidae.